AUGAAGCUAACCCGGCAGUCCAUUCUUAGAUUUUUCGGAUUCCUGUUGAUUUCCUUGGCUGCUUGGUAUUUGGGAUACUUUGCUGCUGCUCAUGUACCCCAAAAUGCAAUAUCUAUUGAAGCACUUCAAGAGAUUGGAAAGAAACCAGUGUUGAGAGCCCCAGCCCCCAAAAGGCAGAAGUGUGACCACUGGUCUCCCUGCCCGCCAGGGAACUUCGCCUAUCGCAUCCUCAGCGGCGGUGGCAAACAGAGGAGGGCUAAAAUUUGUUUUGAGGAUGAGCAGCUUAUAAGUGAAUGGAAUGAUGACAUUGGAAGUGGUAUAAACAUUGCCAUUGUGAAUUAUAAAACAGGAAAACUCAGGUCGACAAAUUUUUUUGAAAUGUGGAGAGGCGACCACUCAAGGGAGAUGAUGAAUUUCAUCAGGAAUGCACCACAAGGGUCCCUCAUUCUGAUGGCCACCCAUGAUGAUGGGAGCACCAGGUUGAAUAAUGAUGCCAAAAAAUUAGUAGAAGAACUGGGAAGUAAAGAAAUCAAGAAUAUAAAGUUCAGAUCAAGUUGGGUUUUUAUAGCUGCCAAAGGCUUCGAGCUGCCAGAUAAUAUCCAAAAAGAAAAGAUAAACCAUUCUGACCAGACGAAGAACAGAUACAAAGGCUGGCCAGCUGAAAUCCAAAUAGAAGGCUGUAUCCCAAGAAACCUGAUCUGA
This is a messenger RNA of Cinclus cinclus, 702 nucleotides long. RefSeq names its product FAM3 metabolism regulating signaling molecule B (gene FAM3B). Lineage: Eukaryota; Metazoa; Chordata; Aves; Passeriformes; Cinclidae. The record is from RefSeq and is a predicted model, not a curated record. Bases 1 to 702 code for a protein of 233 amino acids. The transcript is spliced from 8 exons.